AUGAAUGAGGAAAGGAAGAAAAACAAUUCAGAAAGAAUAACUCGUAAAAUGAUUUUGGAUAUAAAUGUCAAUGGAAAAUUAGCUGUUGCUAUUAUGGAAGCUUCAUCAGUCUUCAAAACGACACUAAAACAAAUUAGCGCUCUACUUCCAAACGCUGUACAACUCCAUAUCAGUGAAGGUAUGGUAAGUUACAGUUCCCAAAAUAAUCUAAUGUGCCUAUAUCGAAGUGAUGGUAACAUGUAUCACUACCAUCGACGAGCUUAUCACACCCAGCUACGACCACCAAUUACUAUUUUUAUGGAAGAUGAUGACCAUAAAAUUUUCAAACUUAUCACAAAGGAUACAUUUCCAUAUCGGCAAUAUAAUCACAAAAAAAAUUAUAACACUAUGAACAGCAUGCAAUUACGUAAAGUAAUGAGAUCAGCAUACUUUCGACAUAAGAAUCAGCAAUUACCAGGACCAGUCAGAUCAGCCAAACUUUCUGGUAAUGGCUUCUUGCAUCCAUCAAUAUCACCUAGUUAUGGCCAUCAGUGGAAAGAAAUGCAAGAAAUGACAAUGAGAAAUAAACAAAACACUUAUCGGUCUAUAAGCUACAAAAAGCAAAACCUACAUGCUCAACCAAUAAUAGGAAAAAUUUCAUAUAAAAGACAGGACAAAGAGAGUGAUACCAUGCGAAGAGACAGUGAAAGAAGUAAAAAAUUUGUAACUGAUGAUGUUCUUCGUUCUUUUGGCGUUCUCGCUUCCGACUACUCGCGUUAUGCUAAUCAAAGCAACUGCAAAGAUGUCAAUUCUCUAAUUGCUUAUAUGAACUAUUCUUUGAACAUUUGA
Messenger RNA from Brugia pahangi, 828 nucleotides. The record is from the annotation of a GenBank genome assembly. Lineage: Eukaryota; Metazoa; Nematoda; Chromadorea; Rhabditida; Onchocercidae.